Parastagonospora nodorum SN15 is the source of this 1308-nucleotide messenger RNA. RefSeq lists its product as hypothetical. The transcript is spliced from 2 exons. Gene Ontology annotation, molecular function: clathrin-cargo adaptor activity. The record is from RefSeq and is a predicted model, not a curated record. The coding region runs from base 1 to 1308 and encodes 435 amino acids. Lineage: Eukaryota; Fungi; Ascomycota; Dothideomycetes; Pleosporales; Phaeosphaeriaceae. Gene Ontology annotation, cellular component: cytoplasmic vesicle; AP-2 adaptor complex. Gene Ontology annotation, biological process: clathrin-dependent endocytosis; intracellular protein transport.
AUGCUAUCAGGCAUACUAAUAUUUAAUCAAAAAGGCGAGAACCUCAUCUUUCGCGCAUUCCGCAACGAUUGUCGCCCGCGACUCGCCGAUGUCUUCCGCAUCCAGGUGAUAUCCAACGCCCAAGUACGGUCACCAAUCCUCACACUCGGUUCAACGACCUUUAGCCAUGUCAAGCACGAGAACAUCUACCUGGUCGCAGUUACGAAGAGUAAUGCAAACGCGGCAUUAGUGUUCGAGUUCCUAUAUCGAUUUGUAGGAUUGGGAAAGGCGUACUUUGGGAAAUUCGAUGAGGAGGCUGUGAAGAACAACUUCGUGCUGGUAUACGAGCUAUUAGACGAGAUUCUGGAUUUCGGGUACCCGCAAAACACCGAAACGGAUACACUGAAGAUGUACAUUACAACUGAAGGCGUGAAGUCAGAGAGAGCAAUGGAGGACUCCUCGAAGAUCACAAUGCAGGCGACAGGCGCUCUGUCAUGGCGACGAGCCGAUAUCAAAUACCGCAAGAACGAGGCGUUCGUCGAUGUGAUCGAAGACGUAAACCUGCUGAUGUCAGCGACUGGCACGGUACUGCGGGCAGAUGUGAACGGCCAGAUUAUAAUGCGCGCAUACUUGUCGGGAACGCCAGAGUGCAAGUUCGGGCUCAAUGAUCGGUUAACGCUCGGUGAAGACCACCUACAACAGCCAUCAGGCAACAAGGCGGGCGCAAAGGCGACUAGGGCGGCUGCUGGGAGUGUCACACUUGAGGACUGUCAAUUUCACCAAUGCGUCAAGCUUGGCAAGUUUGACACAGACCGGAUUAUCUCCUUCGUCCCACCUGAUGGCGAAUUCGAACUCAUGCGGUAUCGAGCUACCGAGAAUGUCAACCUACCGUUCAAGGUACAUGCUAUCGUCAAUGAGGUUGGAAAGACAAAAGUCGAGUACAGCAUCGCCAUUCGUGCCAAUUAUGGCUCAAAGCUGUUCGCGACUAAUGUCGUGGUGCGGAUACCCACGCCCCUUAAUACCGCCCGCAUCACCGAACGUACAUCCCAGGGCAAGGCAAAGUACGAGCCAGAGCACAACAACAUUGUCUGGAAAAUACCCCGCUUCACUGGUCAGAGCGAGUAUGUUCUGAGUGCGGAAGCGAGCUUGACCAGCAUGACCAAUCAGAAGGCCUGGUCGAGGCCGCCGCUCAGCUUGAACUUCUCGCUGCUCAUGUUCACAAGUUCUGGGCUGCUUGUGCGAUACCUGAAAGUGUUCGAGAAGAGCAACUACAGCAGUGUGAAGUGGGUCCGAUAUAUGACACGAGCGGGUAACUACGAGAUAAGGUAG